AUGAUAAAAAUUAAAAAGAUAAAAAAUAAUUUAAAUAAAAAAAAACAAAGAUUAAGUUAUCCAAUAAUAGAGAUCGAUUCAAAUAAAAUUAAAGAUAAUAUCAGCAACCAAUAUUUUAACAAUGGAUUUUCAAGCAAUGAAAUAUCAACUACAAAAUAUACAAGAUAUAAUUUUAUAAUUAAAAACCUUUUGGAGCAAUUUAAAAAGUUAACAAAUAUUUAUUUUAUAGUUAUCGCAAUUAUAACAUUAAUACCAGAAGUAUCACCACUUGGACCAGAAACUACACUUUUACCACUUGGAUUUGUAUUGGGUGUAACAAUGAUUAAAGAUGGUUUCGAAGAUUAUAGAAGAUACCAAGCAGAUACAGCAUCAAAUAGCCGAUCAUAUGAAGUUUAUAAUAGAGAAAAAAAAGAAUUUGAAUCUAUCAAAAGCAAAUCGAUUAGAGUUGGCGAUAUUAUCAAAUUAAACAACGACCAGUCAAUACCUGCCGAUAUUUUGGUAUUAAAAACACCAAUCGAAGAUGGUGUAUGUUAUGUAGAAACAUCUCAAUUGGAUGGGGAAACCAAUUUAAAAAUAUUUAAAGCAAUUAAAGCAACCAACAAUUUAAAUGAAUUUGACGAAAUUUUAGACUAUGAUAAUAACAACUUCAAUUUAAAAGUAGAAUGCGAGCUACCAAAUAAUAAUCUUUACAAGUUUAAAGGAAAAUUUAGUUUAGAAAAUGUACAGAGUGGAAUAAGCUGCCAAGAGUCAAUAUCAGAAAAACAACUAUUAUUAAGGGGAUCAAAGUUAAGAAACUUACCAAAUUCUCUUUAUGGUCUGGUGGUAUAUUGUGGAAAAGAUACCAAACUUAGUUUAAAUCAAAAGAGCCCACCAUCAAAAUAUUCAAGUAUAGAAAAAAAGAUAAGUAAAUCAGUUUUGGGAAUUUUUGCUUUCAAAAUAGUAUUGGUAAUAAUUUCAACUAUUAUCGGGUCCAAGGUUGCAAAUGAUACAACAAAUAAAAGUUGGUAUCUUUGGAUGGGAGACGAAGAUCCAGACAGUCUAGGAAUUGUAAUAGUUAAAACUUUUGUUGCUUAUUUUGCAAAUCUUUCGUUUUUAGUGCCAAUGUCCUUAAUGGUAACAUUAGAAGUUGUAAAAGUAUCACAGGGUAAAUUUAUGGAAUGGGACUUAUUGAUGAGCUAUAAAGAAAAAAGAUAUCGAAAUCAAAAUAAAAUAAAAAACCAACAAUAUAGCACAAUCGAGUUAGAAGAAAAUAAUGAAUAUCAAAAUAGUUCAAAUAAAUAUAUGUCUGUAAAAAAUAGUAACUUAAACGAUGAAUUGGCCCUAGUUAAAUAUAUUUUUAGUGAUAAAACAGGUACACUCACAGAAAACAAGAUGGUAUUUUCAAAAUGUUCAAUUAAUGGCAAGGUUUAUAAUAAUGCAAUGAGAUCCCAACUUUCAAAUGAACUAUUCAAUAAUGAAGAUAACAACGAUAGCUUUAAAAACUCUCCAACAAGUAUUUCAUCGAAUAAAGAACCCACGGAUCACCAAAAGUAUAUCUCAGAAUUUUUAUUAAAUAUGUGUAUCUGCAACUCUGCUAUUUGCGAAAUAGACAAGGAUUCAAAUGAAGUUUAUCAAUCCCAAUCUCCAGAUGAAAUUUCAUUAUUAGAAUGUGCAAAAAUUAACAGGUAUCAAUUUAAAAGUAGAUCAACAAGUGAAAUUAAAAUUAAAAUUUUAAAUACUGAAAAGGUAUUUCAACUGCUUGCUGUAAUGGACUUUACAUCUGAAAGAAGAAGGAUGUCGGUUUGUGUUAGAGACCCAGAAACUAUGAAAAUUUUUAUAUAUACCAAAGGUGCUGACUCUAUAAUGAUUGAAAAGCUUUCAAAUAUGGAAAAGCAAUCAGAUCUUUUAAUCAAAACUAAAGAGCAUAUUCAACAAUUUUCUACAGAAGGUUUGCGUACUUUAAUUUUAGCAAUGAAAGAAAUACCUCAAAACUAUUUUGACCAAUGGUUUAUAGAAUACAAUCAAGCAUUACAAUUAAUCGAAGAUAGGGAUGAAAGACUUAACGAACUUUAUGAACAAUUAGAAAUAGAUCUUUGUUUAAUAGGAUGCACAGCAAUUGAAGAUAAAUUACAAAACGGUGUUCCAGAAAGCAUAGAAUAUCUUUUAAAAGCAAAUAUCAAGAUCUGGGUUAUUACUGGUGAUAAACAAGAGACUGCUAUUAAUAUAGGUUAUUCAUGUAAACUAUUAAAUCCCAAAAACCAUCUAAUCAUUAUUAAUAUCAAAUCACAAGAGGAAUGUAAACAACUAUUACUAUCAAUUAAUGAAAAGUAUCUAAAUCAAUCGGAAAUGGAUAAAAAAGAUAUCUCAAUUGUAGUUGAUGGAGAGUCUCUAAUCUAUAUAUUAAAAGAUUUCCAAGAAGAAUUUUUAAAAAUAUCAUCAAAAUGCCAUAGUUUAAUCUGCUGUCGUACAACACCCAUUCAAAAAGCAUUGGUAGUUAGAAUGGUUAAAAAGAAUACAAAAGAAAUUUGCCUAUCAAUUGGUGAUGGUGCCAACGAUGUUAGUAUGAUCCAAGAGGCACAUAUAGGUGUUGGAAUUAUGGGGCAUGAAGGUACCCAAGCAGCUCGUGCAUCAGACUACUCAAUACUGAGAUUUAGACAUCUGGUACGAUUAAUUUCCGUUCAUGGCCGUUAUUCAAUCAUUAGAAACUCUGCAUGUAUCAAGUAUUCCUUUUAUAAAAAUGUUACAUUCUUUUUCAUCUCCUUCUUAUUUUCAAUACACUCUGGUUGGUCGUCACAAACCUUUUAUGAAGAUGCAUUAAUUACAACUUUUAAUACUGUUAUUACAUCAGCCCCACCAUAUUUUAUGGCCUUGUUCGAAAAAGAUGUCAAUGAAAGAGUAAUAGAAAAGAACCCCCAACUAUUCAAAGAGGUGCAAAGCGGUAAACAAUUCAAAUAUCUCACAAUUGUAAAAAGUAUUAUCGGUGGAUUAUAUCACUCUGUAGCAAUGUAUUUUGGACUUUAUUUAUUGGUAAAUAAUGAUGAUAUUGUAAAUCAAUAUGGUAAAAUGGGUGGUCUCACUAUGAUGGCCUCUUUCUGUUCAGCUUAUGCAGUUAUUACCAUUUUAUUAAAAGCUGCCCUGGAUAUCAAAUAUUGGAACUUUAUUGUGCAUAUUGGUAUAUGGGGAAGUUUAUUUAUUUACAUUAUGGUAGCAAUUAUCACAAGUGCAAUGUUAGAUGCCAUCCCAUCCUCAUAUUAUGUAUAUUAUUUCGAUCUAUCACUUUUAAAAUUUUAUUUAAUGAUUAUAAUAAUGAUUUUCAUAUGUCUAGUUCCAAAUUUUUCAUACAAAUAUAUUAAAAGACAGCUAUACCCCAAAGAAUCAACUAUUUUACAAGAAAACUAUAUUUUAAAUAGAAAUAAAAUUAAAAAAAUAAAACUAUAA
Messenger RNA from Dictyostelium purpureum, 3417 nucleotides. RefSeq lists its product as uncharacterized. NCBI's taxonomy places the organism in Eukaryota, Evosea, Eumycetozoa, Dictyosteliales, Dictyosteliaceae. The coding region runs from base 1 to 3417 and encodes 1138 amino acids. Gene Ontology annotation, biological process: phospholipid translocation. The record is from RefSeq and is a predicted model, not a curated record. Gene Ontology annotation, molecular function: ATP binding; magnesium ion binding; ATP hydrolysis activity. Gene Ontology annotation, cellular component: plasma membrane. The transcript has 4 exons.